AUGUCGAAUCGCGGUAACAAUUCGCGGUCUUCGCAUCCGGCAAUCAACCUGAUUGCCGGGGGUACCGCAGGACUAUUCGAAGCUUUAUGUUGUCAUCCGUUGGACACCAUCAAAGUGCGCAUGCAAAUCCAUUCCAGAAAGUCCAGCGGCGGCAAACCAGUGGGGUUUUUAGCCACAGGUCGGGAAAUUGCACAUAACGAAGGAUUACUGGCAUUUUACAAAGGUUUGGGCGCCGUUGUGAUCGGAAUCAUCCCAAAAAUGGCCAUUCGGUUCACGUCUUACGAGUUCUACCGCACUCUGCUGGCAGAUAAAGCCACCGGCGAAGUUUCUACGGGCAAUACUUUCAUUGCAGGUGUGGGAGCAGGCAUCACAGAAGCGGUUUUGGUAGUAAACCCUAUGGAAGUGGUCAAAAUUAGGCUACAGGCACAACACGUUCACUACGUGCCGCUGAUGGCGGAAGUGGCCGGAGCCACAGGCGCCGGUGGUGCCACCGGGCCAUCCACCGCCAGUUUUUCCAGCGUUGCAUACCAUUCGGGCCAUUCAGCAACUGCAAACGUAAAGGCAACAGCUCGGUACCGCAAUGCUGUUCAGGCAACCUACGUUAUAAUCAAGGAAGAAGGCCCGCGGGCUUUGUACCGUGGUGUGUCGUUGACAGCUGCACGGCAGGCAACAAACCAAGGUGCCAAUUUCACCGUAUAUUCCACGCUCAAACGGCGUUUACAACGGUACCACAACACUGAGAUGCUCCCGUCGUGGGAAACAUCGCUCAUUGGAUUGAUUUCCGGUGCUGUAGGUCCGUUUUCGAACGCACCGCUCGAUACCAUCAAAACUCGACUACAGAAGGACAAAUCUACUUCAAAAGCUUCCAGUUUCACUAGGAUUGCAAAUAUCACGCGUCAGUUGAUUCAAGAAGAAGGGUUUCGAGCGUUGUACAAAGGUAUCACACCGCGUGUGAUGCGGGUCGCUCCAGGACAAGCCGUGACAUUCACCGUGUACGAAUUGAUCCGGAAACAACUUGAAAGCAUGAGAGCAUGA
Messenger RNA from Lachancea lanzarotensis, 1035 nucleotides. RefSeq names its product LALA0S09e01442g1_1 (gene SFC1). The transcript has a single exon. NCBI's taxonomy places the organism in Eukaryota, Fungi, Ascomycota, Saccharomycetes, Saccharomycetales, Saccharomycetaceae. The coding region runs from base 1 to 1035 and encodes 344 amino acids. Gene Ontology annotation, biological process: succinate transport; transmembrane transport; fumarate transport. The record is from RefSeq and is a predicted model, not a curated record.